Messenger RNA from Aspergillus luchuensis, 1239 nucleotides. RefSeq lists its product as uncharacterized. The coding region runs from base 1 to 1239 and encodes 412 amino acids. The record is from RefSeq and is a predicted model, not a curated record. Gene Ontology annotation, molecular function: ATP binding; protein kinase activity. NCBI's taxonomy places the organism in Eukaryota, Fungi, Ascomycota, Eurotiomycetes, Eurotiales, Aspergillaceae. The transcript is spliced from 5 exons. Gene Ontology annotation, biological process: regulation of mRNA processing; protein phosphorylation; spliceosomal complex assembly.
AUGCUCUCAUCGCUCCUAAGAUCUCUACCCCAGCUAGGGCGACGCUGGAAACCCUUAGAUUUCAACAACCCCAACUUCACUCGCAUCCCCAAUUGGCACAAAAUAGAAGAAGAGACUCUCCCCGAAUAUACAGCCUCACAGUACUAUCCCACACGAAUAGGAGAAGUCAUCAAAGAACAGUACCAAGUCAUUGGUAAAUUGGGAUAUGGAUCGACUUCGACGGCGUGGCUUGCGCGGGACAUGGAAAACCGCCGUUAUGUUAUGCUCAAGAUAUGCAUUGAAGCUUCGUCUAUGGGUCAGCAUGUCGAUAACGAGCUUAAUAUGUACAGAUUCAUGGAACAGUCCCCAACCACGCAUCCCGGCCGCGAGGUCAUCAGAACGUUACUGGAUACAUUUUACAUCGAAGGCCCUCAAGACAAACAUCGUUGCCUUGUGCACCCCCCAUUAUGGGAAAGCGUGCUAGCUUUCUUGCGCCGCAAUCCAGUUGAGAGGCUACCAUCCGCAGUCAUUGCUGUUGUUCUUCAUCGCUUAUUUCUAGCACUGGACUUUUUGCAUACGGAAUGCAAGAUCGCGCACACAGAUAUCAGAGCCGAUAAUAUCAUGUUCGGUAUCAAAGAUGACUCAGUCUUCACGGAUAUAGAGGAGAACGAACUCCGACGACCCGUCCCGAGGAAGGAAAGCGAUAAGAGAACAAUAUACAUGUCACGAGAACUCAAAGUACCCAGAGAAGUUGGUGCCCCGGUUCUGUGUGAUUUUGGUUCAGCCAUGGUUGUCAACGAUGAAUAUCAGAGGGUAUUCAUUCAGCCGCAGAUCUAUCGAGCACCGGAGGUGAUAUUAGGAGUUCCAUGGACGUAUAGUGCUGAUAUUUGGAAUGUUGGAUGCAUGAUUUGGGAUCUAUACGAAGGCGGUUCCUUGUUCACCGGGCAAGACCCUGUAGAUGAGAGGUACAGGAGUCGAGCGCAUCUGGCCGAGAUGAUCAAUCUUCUUGGCUCGCCGCCUGCUGGUCUGCUUGCUCAGGGGGAGCUGAGAGAUAAAUUCUUCUCGAGUGAAGGUGCUUUUCUCCACCCAGAAUUAUUGACUGAUCAGGUUCCCCUUGAUGAAAGGGAAACUACUCUGGAGGGGCGGGCGGAGAGAGAGGCGUUCCUACAUUUCAUGCGGAAGAUGCUACAGUGGGAGCCGAGUAAGCGUAGUUCUGCUCGAGAAUUGGCGGAGGAUGAGUGGUUGCAAAGUUAUAUAUGA